This is a messenger RNA of Pecten maximus, 5099 nucleotides long. RefSeq names its product serine/threonine-protein kinase LMTK2-like. Lineage: Eukaryota; Metazoa; Mollusca; Bivalvia; Pectinida; Pectinidae. Gene Ontology annotation, molecular function: ATP binding; protein kinase activity. The record is from RefSeq and is a predicted model, not a curated record. Gene Ontology annotation, biological process: protein phosphorylation. The transcript is spliced from 11 exons. Bases 46 to 2607 code for a protein of 853 amino acids.
AAAUGGCAGACGAAAUGAACGAGAGAGAAUGAAGACUGGAAUGUGAUGACACGCCUCCUUGUUAAUCACAAAGCAUCAUGGGAACAAAACAGCAAUGAAAUGUUGGAAAUUGCUCUGAUCCUCGGGGUAGGCUUUGCCCUGUGCUCGGUCACUCUUCUGUUUGGAUGCUUGUGCCAUCUGUUCAAGCGCUCAGCCCCAUUCUCAUCCUUUGAGAAUGAUGAAGAGGCUGGUCAUGACUAUUCUAUGUCACCGACCAACGAGUCAGGUGACUCAUCCAUUGUUUCCAAUGUGACCUUUGAACCAUUGCCUGACAUCCUUGCCAAAACUGUAGCUGCGACAGCACUGAGGCCACGAAUAACUUCAGUGGACAAGGAGUGGCAGAAGGAGGCAGCACGUCAAAUAACUACAUAUAAACCAUUCCAGAGAAUUCAGCUGACAUUUAUUAAAGAGCUUGGACUUGGGUGGUUUGGACAGGUUUUAGUUGGUGAUGCAGAAAGAAUUUUAACUGGAUCCAAACGGAGUCGAGUGAUAGUCAAACUAUUAAAAGAUGAUGCAGUUCUAUCAGAUAGACAACUUUUCCUUGAGGAGAUGGUACCAUUUAGAGAACUAGAGCACGAUAAUGUAGUCAGUCUCCUGGGUCAGUGUACAGAGACAUAUCCUUUUAUCGUCAUUCUGGAGCAUGCUCCUCAUGGUGACUUAAAGAGUUAUCUGAAGCGUCAUCGUCAUGAGGAGGAUGAUUUGGUGAAGAGAGGCGUGUUACUACAGUUUAUGUUAGACAUGGCAGCUGGUCUAUCCUGUCUACACCAGUAUGGAUAUAUCCACCAUGAUUUCUCGUGUCGUAACUGCUUGGUGAUGGCAAACUUCAAAGUAAAAGUUGGAGACUAUGGAAUUUCUGAAGACCAACACAGGGAAGAUUAUUAUGACACUGGGCGAGAUCUCCUGCCUGUACGAUGGAUGGCCCCCGAAACUCUCACUCUCAAUCAACAUAUAUGGCAAGUCACUGAGUUCACGAAGGCUGCUAAUGUCUGGUCGUAUGGGGUAGCCAUUUGGGAGGUAAUACAGAUGGCUAAACUCCCAUACAACUCUCUGAAGGAUGAGGAGGUUCUCCAAAAAGUGGUCAUCGACCGUAUUCUCAAACUUCCAACAACUUCUUCACAAGGACAGAUAAAGCAGAGAUUAAAUGAGGUGAUGCAGUUUUGCUGGAUAGUUCUGGAAGAAAGACCUACUAUGGAAGAAAUUAGUGCCUUGAUGUCCCAGAUAAUGCUUGACCGUGAAAAAGAACUACAUACAGAUUUUGAGUCAAAAUGGGAAAGUGCCUCACCAAAUGAUGCUGGUACAGCUGCUUCAAAAGAACCUGUUGAAAAAAAUGUAUUAUCUACAAAGGACAAUAAUACUGAUAACAGUGUGGUGAAUAUUGAAACUGCUGAUAGUGACAGUUUUAGAAUGCAAAAGACUCCAGGAACUGAUUUGAACUUUACAGAAAAUGAACCAUCUAUCAUCAUUGCGGAUGAAGAUAAUAUCAACAGUGAUAUGGUAGUGAAAGGGGCCACUUCUGAUUCACCGUCUUUUCAAACUGAAGAAUAUGCAGACAAAGUGAUCGUGACAAUGAAUGAGAAAGAAUCAUCUUUCAGUGGUCCUUCAUUCCAGUUGACAAGUACCCCUGUUUCCAGAAACGUGUCAUCAGAGUAUGUCACAGCAGUGAGUACCAAUCAGGGAAGUGAAUUCUUCUCUGUAGACAUGUCUCUUGAUAGCAGAGGACGUGGGGACUUGCCUGGACUUGUCACUCCCACCAAGAGUGAAGGGGACAUGUUGAGUCAGCGGGAUACAGUUAUGAAUGCAGAGAUGAGUGAUGAUGAGGAAGAUACUACUAGUUGUACAAGUGCUAACAGUGUAGAGUUUGUUGAACUGAACAGAUCUGAUGAUGAAAAACAGGAUGAAGCAACAGCGGUUAAUGGAAGUGAGGCUGAUAAGUUACGGAUGCUGAAAGAAAGCAUUGAGGAUGCAUUUAGCAUGAAAUCUAGUAUUACAUCUGAGCAUAGUGAAAGUGCUAAGGAUGGUGGAGAUGGAUCGCCGCGAGAUGAGUAUGAUAUUGCAAGAGAGAUUUACAUUUCUAAGGGCACCACGAUACCGCCCACAGAACACACUUCAUCCAGAAAUCUGACAACCAUUCCUGAGGAUGCUGUUCCCAUGGAUUCACCCUCGAACAGUGGCCUGAAGUUUGUUGACCCUGGUGAUGAUUCUUUUUUCUCCAAUGGAGUGCAAGACACUUUUGAAUGGGACGAUUACAUUGGGGAUGAAUUGCAGUUAGUUGGUAAGGUAAAGGAUGCUGCAGAUUCACCUCGACAGACAAUGGAGUUUACAGAUUGGACACUAGAACAGGACUCCAGCCAGGAUUCACAGCAUUCCAAAGCUGAAGGUGGUGAUAAAAAGACGGGAAAUUCCUCCUCGUCCAGCAGCAGUGUGAGCACGCCUUACUCCUCGUCAGACUCGGAGGAUUCUGAUAGUGGGGACAAAUCUAAGGUAGAGAAGGAAUUGGAGGUGACCGUGAAGGUGACCGUGAAGGCGGAGGGAGACACGGUGGCAGGAGGUGACACUGCUGACCAGUAGUGAGAUAAGGAGAUAUGUAUAGUAAACAGAUUUUGAAUAGUUUGUUUGGGUAAAUUGGAUUGUUUCAUUAAGAUCUAUAGCUUCCUUUCAUGGUACCUUGCAUUCCUCUAGAAAAUAUACCAUUACACACCAUGAUGUGGCAGACAUGAGAUCCUAAAUUCUACCUUUUGUAUUAACACCUUCCAUCACUUUGAUUGGUUAAAACCCAUAGAUACGGAAGGAGCCUGUUAGGAGAUUGCUGUAAUCGAUAGAAACAUCUGCCACUGAUUUAAUGUAACAGUGAUUGUAAGUUGACAUAUGAAUUGCUUAAACAUUUUUUGUUAAAAAAACAAUUGCCAUUGUAGUAUGUGUACCAAAAUAAUAAAGAUGGGUGUAGGAUAUUUUGAUAUACAUAUUCAAAUCAUCAUCUUAGAUAAUUUCUUUCUGGCAUGAUUGUAAAAUAACACGGUGAAUGAUUUGAAAAAUGUUCCACAGUUGGUGGCCAUAGUUUAUCUUGUGUAUAUCUCUCUGUAUCUGUAAUUUUUACAACAAUAAAUGAGCAGUUCGUUUUUUAAAAUCUAACGAUAAAUAUAGUUAAACUUGAUAAGCAGUCAUUCCUUGUGGAACGUUUAUUUGCUAGUUUCCGUUUAUAAACCUACAGUUUUACAUUAACUGCAUGUAAACGUGAGUGUGAAGUUUUGUUCAGUUUGGAAUGUACGUUGUGUAAGGUGCUACAGCAGUGUUUAUGUACAAACUUAAAUCAUGGUUUUGUUAUGUGUUAGACCUGGACAGCCUACUGUAUUGUACACACAACACAUUUUAAUGCCAAAGUGAUGCACUGUAUAUGUAUUUUGAAUUUUUGUUGAUGUAGAUAGGUUGUAACAUUUUCCAAGUCACUACCAGGUGUGUACACAAGCUUGUUAUACUUCGUACCACCAAAAGGUUUGUACGGUUGUAAUUCACAUAUUCAUAUCAUAAUAUAAUUAUAGAAUUUGAAAGUUUAUUAUUAUACACAUUAGGAUAGGGGAAAAAUUUAAGUAUGGAUAUAUUUUUUUUCUGCAUUCCACACGAUUAUAGCAUUGAAUAUUUUUUUUAAUGACAUUGAGAAUUUUGUAACUUGCAUAUUGCACGCAACCUGUAUUCAGGCUCAGGUCAAGGUUCUAAUUGAUAGAUAUAUAUAGCUAUAGAAUUAUAUAUUUACAGUUAAGAUAUAAACAAAUUAAGUGGGAAUACUCUAUCUGAAUUUAUAACAUGUUGAUCACAAGUAUUUAUAUUCACAAUCAAAUCUUGUUGAAAUUCCAGUUCCUUCCAUAACAGUGUUGGGAACCAAGUUUAGUAUUAAUAGUUAAAUAGCCUGUAUAGGUUAGAUCACUGGGUUUGUAGAAGCCCCUUGAAGAAGAACUUAGAUAAUAUAACCCUGUCAUAGUCCUAAAUCAUGAGUGGACUAUAAAUAGAUUUUGUUUAGUAGGGUUAAUGGUCUUACAACAACUAAAAUCGUAUUAAGUCUGAGGAGAUAAUGACAAAACUAGUAAAUAAUAGAUAGGGUAGAUAAUAAGUACACUAUCAACAAAAAGGAUUAAAGAUUGUCAUAAAAGCUCUCUGGCAACAUCACUACCAGUACCCCAGAUAGAAGUUGUGUCAUAGAAGUAGAUAGGUGUGGCAUUAUAAUAAUCUUUGUGUACAUGUAAAAUACAUGUAUGCAAUGUACAAACUGGUGCAGUAAAUGUUGAGCAUAAUGAAGCCAUAAUAGUUUCAAAGUUAAGGUCAGUUAUUAUUAUUUUUGACAAAGUUUGUUUUUAUUUGUAUUUUUAACCUGUAUGUACCAGUAUAUUGCCUUUUGGUUUUAUUGUUGUAUAAUAAAAUGUUAGUUAAAAGAAGAUUUUUUAUGCAUAGUAGUGUUUUAAGUAAAACUGAAAUUUUUCAAGUUGAUAUUCAAAGGUCAUAGUUUGUUUUAAUGAACCCUUGAUUUUGAUACCAACUUCCUUAUUCGUAGAGUAUGUAUGAUCAUUUGUUAGAAUAACUUACCAGGUGUACCAGGAAAAAUUAGUAUUGUGCCUCCACCAGGGAUCGACACCCUCAGCUUACUGGUCUGCCGCUCUACAGACUGAACUAAGGGGAAAUUCCCCAAGUGUGAAGCUGGAAUGGGACCUGUAUCACUAUGUACAAUUAAAACCUGCCACACCAGGUAUGUCAUUGGUAAAUAAUACUUGACUACUGCACAAGAAACUAAAACAGUAGUCGGCUAUAAAGGUUGUUUGAACUAAUAGUAAUUCAUACAUCAUCAGUAAAUUUCAUGACAAUACUUUUAAAUUUGAUACUACAGUUUUAGUCCACCAGCAUCAGAAGCCUUAUUGAUAUGCCAGUUUAUUUUGACAAGGGCUUAAUUUUGUAUAUACAUGUAAUGAUAUCUCUUUACACUAUUUAUUUGGUACUUGGAAGAUGAGGCUUAUGCUUUAAGAAAUUGUCUUAAGUGGCUAUGGUAUAGAAGGGAAGGGAUAUUGCAGUGAAUAUAU